Molecule: messenger RNA, 1799 nt
Organism: Microcebus murinus (gray mouse lemur)
Lineage: Eukaryota; Metazoa; Chordata; Mammalia; Primates; Cheirogaleidae
Source: RefSeq, a predicted model, not a curated record
CUCCAGCCCAGGCUCCAGUGCCAAGGCCCAAGCCCCUCGGAGCUGGGCCAGCACAAAGAAGCCUGGAGGAGGGCGGCGGCCUUCGGGGAUCCAGGUGGGGCACGCAGCUGUGUGAGCUACAGGACGUGGGGAGCAGGAGGGUGCCAGGAAGAAUGGUCAGACAGCUGUGGGCUUGGGGCAGCUGAUCCCUACCCUUUCCAGCUGUCCUCUCUCUGGCUGUCCCAGCGAGCAGCCUCCACCCCUCAGCCCUGCCUUCAAAGGCACCCUCCAUGCUGGGACCAUGUGGAGCUGGACAGGGUUGGAACCCACUCUCCCAGCCCCACAAAAGGUGCCAGCUCUAUGCCUUUCCCAUACUGGGCUAGAAGCCAUAUUCCUGGACUAGAUAUCUCUGUGGCUUAGGGACACCACUGCCCCCCCAGGUGUGGGCUAGGAUAAGGCACAGCCCCAGGUGGGGGCCCUGCAGUGGCAGAACAGACAGGCCAACGGGACGACCAGCACUGUGCUGACCUGGCCACCCCUUGGCACUUGCAGUAGGAUAUGUCUGUAGAGGGCCUGGCACCAAAGGCACCAGGGACACAGGACUUACUGGGACAUAGGCAGGCUCUCAGCACUGGGCUGUGUGUGUGGCCCAGGGCCAAGAGAAGGGCCCUUGCUGACAGAGAACCUUGAGGCCCAGCCUGUCCCUGCACCUCCCCGUGUUGGAAUGGAGGGUGGCAGAGCCCUGGGGUCCUGGAGUUAAGCUGGGGAGUCCCAGCUGCAACCACCUGGGAGCAGGAGAGAGGGGGGCUGUCAGAUUUAGGCCUGGGUCCAGAAUGCCUAAACAGAGAAACUGAGGCAGGACCCCACGUCACAGUUUGGAGGCACAGAGACCCAAGCCUGAGUGACUUUGGCCUGGGUCCCUUCUGGUGGGUGACCAGGGACCACGCAGUGUGUGUUUCCUUGCACUUUGAGCCAUGCAGCCAGGUCUGUCCUCAGGCCCUGGUGUCCAGAUAGCAAGAGCCGGGUAUUUGCCUAUGUUUUUCAAGUCAAAUGAUUCAGGGUCAAGCGCUCAAGGGGCCCUUCCUGCGGCAGGUGUCCCUGUGCCCGUAUAACCCUCCCCACACACUCACAGGGUGGGACAGGGCCUCUGCGCACCCAAGCCUCAGCCCUGCCCUCCCCCGCAGCCUGCCGACGGGGGUCUGCACCUCCUCCGCAGGGAGCUGGAGGGCCAAGCAAGGAGGAGGGAGAGUGCAGGGCCAGGACGAAAAGCCCUCCGGCCCCCAGGCGUUCAGACCUGACUCCCUCCUCGUAGCCUACUUCUCCCUGCAGGUGAUCUCGGCGCGCAGGGCCUUCCGCGUGUCGCCGCCACUCACGACCGGCCCACCCGAGUUCGAGCGCAUCUACCGAGCCCAGGUGAACUGCAGCGAGUACUUCCCGUUGUUCCUCGCCGCGCUCUGGGUCGCCGGCGUCUUCUUCCACGAAGGGGCGGCGGCCCUGUGCGGCCUGGCCUACCUGUUCGCGCGCCUCCGCUACUUCCAGGGCUACGCGCGCUCGGCGCAGCUCAGGCUGGGCCCGCUGUACGCGAGCGCGCGCGCGCUCUGGCUGCUGGUGGCGCUGGCGGCGCUCGGCCUGCUCGCGCACUUCCUCCCCGCCGGCGCCGCGCUCCUCCGACGGCUUCGGACGCUGCUGCCCGGGGCCUAAGAAGCAGGCCGCCCAGUCGGCGGACCGGGAAGAAAAGCCGGAGCCCGGGAAGAAAAGCCGCAGCCCGAGGAGGGCUGCUCGCCCCCGCCUGCCCUCUAAUUAAAGUUGUCGUGACUGGC